CGGAGGCGGAGUCAGAGGAGGCGGUGGCUCCAGAGAUGGCAGUGAGCGACAGGAGGGGGCUCGGUUGCGGGAGACCCGCGGAGUGGGGACAGCGGCUCCUUCUGCUGCUGCUGUUGGGCGGCUGCUCCGGACGCAUCCACCGGCUGGCGCUGACGGGGGAGAAGCGAGCAGACAUCCAGCUGAACAGCUUCGGUUUCUACACCAAUGGCUCCUUGGAAGUGGAUUUGAGCCUUCUGCGGCUGGGCCUCCAGGAGAAAGAAGAGAAGCCCCCACUGGUGGGUUUCAGUCUGAGCCGGGUUCGAUCUGGCAGCGUUCGAUCGUACUCAAACCGAGAUUCCCAAGACUGCCCACUCCUGAAAAACAGUAGCAACUUCCUGGUCCUCUUUCUCAUCAACACCAAGGAUCUGCAGGUCCAGGUGAGAAAGUAUGGGGAGCAGAAGAAGCUGUACAUCAGCCCUGGGCUCCUCCCCGAAGUGCCCCCGAAGCCAGAGCACAAGGUCACGCCUGUGGUGGGCCCCGGGGCCACCGCAGAGAACAAGGACAAGCAGCCCAUGGUGUCUCAAGGACGCCAGCAGGGCACCAGUGAGAAGGAUAAGGAGCUGGUGCUGGAUCUUGGCCACCUCAAUGACUCCUACAACUUCAGCUUCCACGUGGUGAUCGGCUCCAGGGCCGAAGAGGGUCAGUACAACCUCAACUUCCACAACUGCUACAACUCGGUGCCGGGAAAGGAACAGCCAUUCGACAUCACGGUGAUGAUCCGGGAGAAGAACCCCGAGGGUUUCCUGUCAGCAGCGGAAAUUCCCCUUUUCAAGCUCUACAUGGUCAUGUCCGCCUGCUUCCUGGCCGCCGGCAUCUUCUGGGUGUCUGUUCUCUGCAGGAACACGUACAACGUCUUCAAGAUCCACUGGCUCAUGGCGGCCCUGGCUUUCACCAAGAGCAUCUCCCUCCUCUUCCACAGUAUCAACUACUACUUCAUCAACAGCCAGGGCCACCCCAUCGAGGGCCUUGCUGUCAUGCACUACAUCACACACCUGCUGAAGGGUGCCCUCCUCUUCAUCACCAUCGCCCUGAUCGGCUCUGGCUGGGCCUUUGUCAAGUACGUGCUGUCGGACAAGGAGAAGAAGAUCUUUGGGAUUGUGAUCCCCCUGCAGGUCCUGGCCAACGUGGCCUACAUCGUCAUCGAGUCCCGCGAGGAGGGCGCCAGCGACUACGGCCUCUGGAAGGAGAUUCUCUUCCUGGUGGACCUCAUCUGCUGUGGUGCCAUCCUCUUCCCGGUUGUCUGGUCCAUCCGGCAUCUCCAGGACGCGUCUGGCACUGAUGGGAAGGUGGCAGUGAACCUGGUCAAGCUGAAGCUGUUUCGGCAUUACUACAUCAUGGUAGGAGCCCGGCUGGCACCAGGGUGGGGGGCUGGCCUUGGUCCCACGUGGGAGGUGGGCGGAGCAGGCAGGGACAGCCAGCCAUUGGCACCUCCACUUCCUCUGCCGUCGGUGCACCCUCCCCUCUGCCCUUUGCCCCUGGGCUCCACCCUAGACCCACCGUCACGGUGGUCCCACGGUCUUGAUGGUCCCUCUGCCCGUGCCCACCCCGUGCUCCUGCAGGUCAUCUGUUACGUCUACUUCACGCGCAUCAUCGCCAUCCUGCUGCGGGUGGCCGUGCCCUUCCAGUGGCAGUGGCUGUACCAGCUGUUGGUGGAGGGCUCCACUCUGGCCUUCUUCGUGCUCACGGGCUACAAGUUCCAGCCCGCAGGGGACAACCCGUACCUGCAGCUGCCGCAGGAGGACAAGGAGGACGUGCAGAUGGAGGAAGUAAUGACGGACACUGGGUUACGGGAAGGCCUAUCUAAAGUCAACAAAACAGCCAGCGGGCGGGAGCUGUUGUGAUCGUCUCCCCAUCUUGGACUGACCUCGUUCGCCCUCCCGCCUUUUCCCCUCACAGACCACCCGUCUCUCCUGUUUCUCUUCCAAAGUCUGCGUGGGGGGUGGGGGAGGAGAGGGCCGGUGUGGAUAUGGCACCCAGCCCCCUGGAACCCGGCUUCCUGGAGCCCUUUCAGAAGCAGACAGAACCCCCUCCCCCUUGUUACCCCCAAGUGCAGGGCCACCCUGGGACCACCCCCCACUUCCAAGCUGUACAAUAAUGACCAGUCUGUUUUGCUACCCGGGUUUCUUGCCUUCCUGGAGUUUGGAGUCUAACGCUAAGGUUACGUUUACAGUUCAGAAAUGUGUAUUCACUUGCGGGGGUGGGUGUGCACCGUUCAUUGCUUUACAUAUUCAAUAAAUGUUAAUUGAGUG
Choloepus didactylus (southern two-toed sloth) is the source of this 2288-nucleotide messenger RNA. RefSeq names its product G protein-coupled receptor 108 (gene GPR108). Gene Ontology annotation, biological process: transport. NCBI's taxonomy places the organism in Eukaryota, Metazoa, Chordata, Mammalia, Pilosa, Megalonychidae. Gene Ontology annotation, cellular component: membrane; Golgi apparatus. The coding region runs from base 36 to 1880 and encodes 614 amino acids. The transcript has 17 exons. The record is from RefSeq and is a predicted model, not a curated record.